Anopheles aquasalis is the source of this 2159-nucleotide messenger RNA. RefSeq names its product modular serine protease-like. The record is from RefSeq and is a predicted model, not a curated record. Gene Ontology annotation, biological process: proteolysis. Lineage: Eukaryota; Metazoa; Arthropoda; Insecta; Diptera; Culicidae. Gene Ontology annotation, molecular function: serine-type endopeptidase activity; protein binding.
GCAAACGAGAGCGCGAGCCUAGAACCUUUUUCUGCUUCGCUAGAGGUCAACAGAUUGCUAACAGCAGACAUGCGGUACUGGUGAUUCCGUGUUGGAGACUUGGGAAAGCUAAUUGAUAAAUGUUCUGCCAAUUGAAUCGUUUGCUGGUGGUUUCGCUUUUCAUCUCGAUUUUGGUGCGGGAAUCAGCAGCCUUCUAUCGAGAUCGGCGAAAGGUUUGUAAUUACUACGAAUGGAAGUGCAACAGUGGCCAGUGCAUCGAAUCUAACCAACAAUGCGACGGUGUGGUCGAUUGCAAAGACGGAUCUGACGAAACUUCCAAGAGCUGUGCCUUAAUCCGUUGCCCGAGCUAUGCCUUCCGCUGUCAGUAUGGUGCCUGUGUCGAUGGUAAUGCGCUCUGCAACGGUGUGCGGGAGUGUGCCGACCACUCCGACGAGCAUGCUCACUGUCCCGGAAGUACCGGUCCACUGCUAACCGCACAGGGGAACUGCUCCAAUACGGAGUUUUACUGUCGAUCGGGUGAGUGCAUAGCGGCGGAUCAGGUUUGUGAUGGGCAGGAAGAUUGCAGCGAUGGGACCGAUGAAAGCCAGCAGCUGUGCAGCGUCGUGUUUUGUCCAUCCUUUUCGUUCCGCUGUAGCUACGGUGCAUGCAUAGGCGGAUACUCCAAGUGCGAUGGAGUUAUUGAUUGUCGUGAUGGUUCCGAUGAGGAUGAACUGCUUUGCGGGAAACCUUAUCCUUCGACGACACCGAAAUCCACCGGCCCUGUGUCCUCUACCUCAACCACAACCUCCACCACCACGGAAGCUACGGUAGUGGUUACGGGGCCACCCGGAUCGUGCCUUGUUCCACCAUCACCAAGAAAUGGUCGCAUCGUGCUUGAUGAAACGGCACUGGAGGUACAAAUCAAUCCGGGAGAAUUUAUUGAAAAUUACAACUCGGUCCAUGUGGUGUGCAACGAGAAAUUCACGAUCAAAGGUGCACCCACGAUCGUCUGCCUCGAUGGCCAGUGGAUGGAUCAGUUUCCUAUCUGCGAGAAAUACUGUUCCGAGAUACCUAUCAACGGCAUUACUAUCGAACCUUUCUGUGAGUAUCAACGGCGGCAGAUAACGUGCAAAAGACCGUUACCACCUUCAACCAAGGUACGCAUCGGAUGUCGCGUUGGCUAUCAGAAACCGGUCGAGCCAGUGAAUGAGACUUUAACCUGCCUUGAUGGCUCAUGGGAUAGUGCGGUGUUUCGCUGUGAGCCUGUCUGCGGUACGCCGACGCCAGAUGCAGAAGCGUACAUCAUCGGUGGCCGCAAUAUUUCGAUCGCCGAAGUACCGUGGCACGUGGGUGUCUACAAGAAUCUCAACAAUGAGACGCUUUCCGAUGUGCGAUCCCUGGACUGGCAGUAUGUCUGCGGCGGAAGCAUCCUAACGGAGCGUCUGGUUGUGACGGCCGCCCAUUGCUUCUGGGCAUCGGAGGGAUUCUUUGAUAAGCGCUUUUUCCGGAUCGUCGCGGGAAAGUACCGGCGGGAUAUUGCCGCCAUCGAGGCCCUUCCUUCGCAAAUCUUCCAAGUGUACGAGCUGCUGCACCAACCGCAGUAUCAAGAUUUCUCCGGGUACUACAACCUGGACAUUGCGAUCGUGGUGCUCAGUGAUUUCAUCUCCUACCGCACCUACAUUCGGCCGAUCUGUCUCGAGAGGAAUCUGCGGACCGAGAGCGAGAAGCGCAUUAAACCGAACAGCACCGGGCGGGUUGCUGGUUGGGGAUUCACGACUAGCACCGGCAACCUUAGCCCCGUGCUGAAGGUAAUCGACAUUCCAACGGUGGACUACGUGACGUGCCGAGAGUUUUCACCCAUCGCCUAUCGACCUUUCCUGACUGGGGAUAAGUUCUGUGCCGGGGAUCCACGCUUAGGUACCGGUGUCUGUCAGGGUGAUAGUGGGGGAGGGUUUGCCCUGGCCAAGGAAACUAACGGCGAGUCCGUUUACUACCUCGCGGGUGUGGUAAGCUCUGCUCCACGAGCUAGUAGCGGUGGUUGCGAUAAUAACAAGUAUGUGGCCUUCACUGAGGUACAGAACUACAUUCCAAUGAUACUCGACGCCGAAAGCCGCUACCCGGUGCUAUAGACCAGUGCGAAUAAAGAAACGAAUCCUUUUCCCAACACGGGGGUCAUUUGA